Messenger RNA from Python bivittatus (Burmese python), 1508 nucleotides. The record is from RefSeq and is a predicted model, not a curated record. Lineage: Eukaryota; Metazoa; Chordata; Lepidosauria; Squamata; Pythonidae.
CAUAGCAACACACCAACACCCACCACAGAAGAGAGCGAUGGUAGCAUAGCCUCAGCUUCUACCACCUCCUCGGGGGUAACACCCAGCUCUACCUCACAUGGUAGUAGUACCAUGGACGCUCCCGCCUCAACCACAGGAUCCACAAGUGCUCUCUCCCGUGAGACAAGCAGCCUUCAAACACUGCAAAGCUCCCCCGCAGGCGCAACAGUCACAGUAGGCCAUGUGAGUUCUGGCACAGCAUCCGCCAGUACUGCCUCGGCGGAAGCAGAACUCUCCCCAACCACGCCCAGCCCGACACGCACUGCACAUACCCAUGCACCCCCACACAGCACCUCCACACAGACCACUUCCGGGGUGAGUGAGGCUACCACAAGCGUCUUUUCCCCAAGUGCUCUCCCCGGGGUAACGCAUAGCUUCAGAACAACACCCACCACAGAAGAGAGCGAUGGUAGCAUAGCCUCAGCUUCUACCACCUCCUCGGGGGUAACACCCAGCUCUACCUCACAUGGUAGUACUACCAUGGACGCUCCUGCCUCAACCACAGGAUCCACAAUUCCUCUCUCCCGCGAGACAAGCAGCCUUCCAACUCGACACAGCUCCCCCGCAGGCGCAACAGUCACAGUAGGCCAUGGGAGUUCUGGCACAGCAUCCGCCAGUACUGCCUCGGCGGAAGCAGAACUCUCCCCAACCACGCCCAGCCCGACACGCACUGCACAUACCCAUGCACCCCCACACAGCACCUCUACACAGACCACUUCGGGGGCGGGUGAGGCUACCACAGGCGUCUUUUCCCCUAGUGCUCUCCCCGGGGGGACCCAUAGCUUGAAAACAACGCGCACCACGGAAGUGAGCGACGAGAGCAUAGCCUCAGCUUCUACCACCUCUUCGGGGGUAACUCCCAAUCCUACCUCACAGUCUAGUAGUACCGUGUACGCUCCCGCCUCAACCACAGCAUCCACAAGAGCUCUCUCCCGCGAGACAAGCAGCCUUCCAACUCGACACAGCUCCCCCGCAGGCGCAACAGUCACAGUAGGCCAUGUGAGUUCCAGCACAGCAUCUGCCAGUACUGCCUCGGCGGAAGCAGAACUCUCCCCAACCACGCCCAGCCCGACACGCACUGCACAUACCCGUGCACCCCCACACAGCACCUCUACACAGACCACUUCGGGGGCGAGUGAGGCUACCACAGGCGUCUUUUCCCCCAGUGCUCUCCCCGGGGGGACCCAUAGCUUGAAAACAACGCGCACCACGGAAGUGAGCGACGAGAGCAUAGCCUCAGCUUCUACCACCUCUUCGGGGGUAACUCCCAAUCCUACCUCACAGUCUAGUAGUACCGUGUACGCUCCCGCCUCAACCACAGCAUCCACAAGAGCUCUCUCCCGCGAGACAAGCAGCCUUCCAACUCGACACAGCUCCCCCGCAGGCGCAACAGUCACAGUAGGCCAUGUGAUUUCCAGCACAGCAUCUGCCAGUACUGCCUCGGCAGAAGCUCAAGUCUCCCCAACCAC